GCAGAGGCAGGCCAGCCUCUCCACACACACACACAUACACACACACACUAAUGCCACCCGUCCAGUAACAGCCUGUCGUACGGACUGCCUGAAACUACAGAGGGAACAGGGAUGCAGUCCUCUGCGCUGCUGCUGCUGCUGCUGCUAUGGGCACUGGGAACACCAACGGUUUGGGCAGAGGAACCAAAGACCACAGAGGAACCCAUUCCCUGCUCCAAGCGCUGCACCUGUCUUCUAGACGACUACACCUCAGAGCUCAGCGUCUACUGCAGUUCUCGAAACCUCACCCAAGCUCCUCCCGACCUUCCUGCAUCCACAAGAUCUUUAUGGCUGGACGGCAACCUCUUCGCCACCUUGCCUGCAGACUCCUUCAAAAACCUGACCAACCUGGACUUCUUGAAUCUGCAAAGCGGCCAGCUGACCAGCCUCGACUCCCAGGUCUUCAAAAGACUGCACAACCUUGCGCACCUCCACCUUGAGCGAAACAGCCUCCGAAUAUUGCCUGCCGCCAUCUUCCAAAACACCCCCAACCUUGCGACGCUCAAUCUCCACAACAACCAACUUUCACGCAUCGAAGAGCGUCUGUUUGCGGGACUCUCUCAUAUGUGGUUGCUGAAUCUGGGAUGGAAUUCCCUCUCCGUUCUUCCAGAGACUGGAUUUCACGAGUUGCACGGCUUAAGAGAGUUGGUACUCUCCGGCAAUCGCUUGGCUUACCUUCAGCCACAGCUGUUCCAAGGUCUUACCGAGCUGAAAGAGCUGGAUCUAAGUGGAAACCAGCUGAGAGUGAUCAAAGCCAACGUCUUCCUGAAGCUUCCCAAGCUGCAGAAGCUUUACCUGGCCCAGAAUCAGAUUACGACAGUCGCGCCCAGAGCGUUCGUUGGGAUGAAGUCUUUGAGGUGGCUUGAUCUGAGCAGAAAUCGACUCACCAUCCUCCACGAUGAGACGUUCCUCGGUUUGCACAGCCUACACGUCCUCCGACUGUCAAACAACUCCAUCAACAGCCUUCGCCCGGGAACCUUCCGCGAUCUGCAGUACCUUGAAGAGCUUGACAUGUGCCAUAAUCAGAUUCGAGCCUUAGGAGAAAGGGUUUUCGAAGGAUUGGGCCAUUUGGAGGUGUUGAGCUUGGAAUACAACAAGCUGCAAGACGCAAGAAGUGGCACCUUCAUGGGUCUUAGUCACCUGGCGGUGAUCAAGCUCACAGGUAGCUGCUUCCGUUCCUUGCCAGAUCAGGUUUUCAAAGGCUUGUCAAAGCUGCACAGCAUGCAUCUCGACAAAGGCUGCUUGACCAAAGUCUCAACCCAAGGUUUUAUCGGUUUGGCGAGCCUACGCCGACUUUUCCUUCAACACAACAACAUCUCUGCGGUGGACCGCCAGAGUUUCGUUGAGCUCCAAGGGCUGCAACAGCUUGACAUGAGGUUCAACAAUCUGGCAUCCCUCACUUCCCACACUUUCUACGGACUAAAAGCUCUCGAAUACCUUCUUCUGUCCAAAAACCUAAUCCGUCACUUUCCUUCAGAGGUUCUUCUACCGCUUCAGCAGCUGUCUUGGCUUGACCUCUCUGGAAAUAAGCUGGAGGUCCUUAUUAACGCAACGCUGUACAUGCUGCCACGCCUCCGCUACCUUAACCUGAAGGACAACUUCCUAACCACCCUUCCGUCUUCCGUUCCCAAUGGCUUAGACCAACUUUGGCUCUCUGGGAACAGCUGGAAAUGUGACUGUAGCGCUAAACCCUUCAGGGAUUUCAGCUUGCUGAAGCCUCACGUGGUUCCACGGCAGGUGGAGACCCUGGCUGAGGGCGAGGAACCUCACACACUUAUCACUAUCUAUAACAACAUCACGUGCACCAGCCCUUCCAGCCUGGCUGGAGUGGAUCUGCGGGACGUCAACAGCGAACACUGGAAGGACUGCUAAGUCUGGAAGCUUCUGGUAUUUUCUGGUAGCCUUCAAAGUUACACUGCAAAAAAAAAAAAAAAAAAAAAAAAAAACGAUAUCUAAGCAAGGCCUGUUGCAAUAAUUACAUUAUCUACAUUAUUAUACUCUUGAUUAUACUAUGUAUGGACAUGACCUUACAUGAUAAUUUUUGCGGAACUCAAUACAUGAACAUUUUGUUUAAUUCUGUGUAACUCUACUCUACUGUUCUAUUCUCUCUCUCUGAGCAAAUUAUGUCAUUUAUCACAAUUCCUGACAUAUUGUCCAAACAAUAUUUUAUGGUUACAGGCCUAAUUUAGCAAGUGAAGUGAUCUCAAAUAAGAUUAUUUGGUACCACUUUAAAAUAAGCAUACCUUUAUAAAGGGUUUAUAAAUGGUUUACAGUUAGUUUAUUAAUGGUUACUAAUUUGGUUGUAAAUGCCUUAAAAAUCAUAAAUAAUGAUCUGUUGUUUGCCAAAUAGUGAACCUACAGCCAUCUAUAUUGUUAAACUUCAGAUCUUGUCAGAUACUCAACUUACUUUGUUUUCUCCAUCUAACUCAACUUGCUUCUUCAUCAGUCAACAUCAGUUUAACCAUUUAACUUCCAAGUUUAAUCAUUCCAAAACUAACUCUUUUAGUCAUUUAUAAACAACAGGUCAUUGUUGACCUUUCUACGUAUGUGUUAUAACUGAUUAUUAAUGAUUUUUAAGACAUGAUUAGUAAUCAUUAAUAAGCUAAUUAUAAACCAUUUAUAAACUCUUUAUAAAGGUUGUCUUAUUUUAAAGUGGUACCGAUUAUUUUAAUGUUAUUUAAGUUACAUCUAGACAUCUUGACUUAACCAAACACAAAAUGCUUAAAACCUCACACCAAAAUUUAAUAAGCAUUUAAAAUCUAAACAAAUACAGCACAGCACAUCAAUCAGUGUAGUCUAUCAAACUGACGGAUUGGCUCAAAUUGCCUGUUUUUAUUAAUUUACAAUUUGGAAUUAAUGCUAUGGAAAAAGUCUCAUUCAAUGGGUUCAAUAUUCAAUAUUAUGUAUGUUAAUAGAUAUGUACGUUUACAUUACACAUUAUACACUAUUCCAGUUAGUCUGACUGGAAGUAGUGAUAUUAUUAGAGGCUUUAAAGCGUAAAAUACAUUAUAUUUAGACCAAAGUUGAGGCCUCAUUAAAACAUCAGAGGCAUAUAGGGAUAAUUUAUUUGUUAAGUUUAAAUAUAAAUGUAUAACUUCUCUACUUUUGGAUUAUUAUAAAUGAGUAAAUAUGAGUUAAUUUGACCCGAAAACAUUAUGGGUUAAAGAAUGUUAAACGUCACCUGUAACUAGACCAAAUAAUAUAAACAUAGCACAAAAGUUUGAGGUAAUGUGUUUUAGCUUUGUGUAGAUUUGCUUCCCAGCUGAUUAGUGCCCAUUCCGCAAGUAACUACGGUGUCAGAACAGCAGAGUUACUUGCGAUCUUCAAAAGCAGACUGAAGACUCGUAAUUUCAAAGAUUAGUUCCUAUAUAUAUAUAUAUAUAUAUAUAUAUAUAUAUAUAUAUAUAUAUAUAUAUAGUUCCAAUUGGCUGAGAGGCGUUCUAUGAGUGCCAUUAUCAGCCGGUAAUGCACUGUAGCCGAAGCUCUCCAUGUAUUACUCCGCCACAUAAAGGUAACCUAGCAACGAUGCAGCGCUUACAAGCCAAACAGUGCAGCUACAAACAGAGCAGCAAUGGAACGUGGAGCUUUAAUAACCAAACAGAUCGUAUUUUCUCAAAACUGUGGUAUGAUCGCAAUAAUACAUUAUUAUUGUUUAAGUAAAUAACAAAGCUCUUUUUUUAAAGAGCGGACGCCCUCCGAAUAAGGGCGUCUGCUAAAUACCCCUAAAUGUAAAUGUAAAUGUAACUAAAAUCUAAUAUCUAUAUCUAGUUCCAGCUUUCUAUCUUGGAAAUAUUUGUUUUCACUGCAAGUUAUGUAUAUUUAAGAUCAUUUCACUUGCUAAAACAUAGAUAUUGUUUUUUUCUGUGUUUUAUUUUUAUGAUCAAUUGUGAAUAUUCUAAUUUUCUCUCUUUACAACUGUACUGUCUUCCCACACAUUGCAGAUUUGUUGUCAUCAAACUAAUUUUGGUGCUUCAGAAUUAUUUUCUUAAUAUUAUUUUUAUUAUUAUUAUUUUGUGUUAUUAUGCAAACCUAUCCUGGUCAGACCCUUAUAACUCUUGAAAUCAAAAGUCUUGGGACUAAAAGUCAUGAUUUACAUGAUUAACAGUGUGUUGAUGUGUAUCUCAGCGCAGUCUGUGUGCUUUAAAUAAAGAGAUGCGUGUGGGAGAGUGAAGAGUGA
Molecule: messenger RNA, 4216 nt
Organism: Astyanax mexicanus (Mexican tetra)
Lineage: Eukaryota; Metazoa; Chordata; Actinopteri; Characiformes; Acestrorhamphidae
Gene: igfals
Product: insulin-like growth factor binding protein, acid labile subunit
Exons: 2
Coding region: 112-1911 (599 amino acids)
Molecular function (GO): protein binding
Source: RefSeq, a predicted model, not a curated record